AUGCUGGCCCUCAGCACGAUCAACCGCCUCGCGGAGCACCGGCUACCCCUGGGCCUGGAGAUGGCAGGCAGAGAGGCCCCGCUGGACGUGAGGGACAUGCGGAUGCUUCUGGACGGCCUGGGGGAUGGCACCUUCUCCAAGGAUGUGGUGGCAGCCCUGGAGCGGCAGCUCUGCGGUGAAGGCCCUGUCCCCUCUAGCGAGGCGGCCCAGCUGCUGCAGGACAACAGAUGCUUCAGGCUGCUGCUGCGCAGCUUUGAGCUGCUAGGGGCAGAGAAGGCUGUGAGCCUGAGCAUCCUCAGGAUCCUGAACAAGUUCCUGGACGGUUACCAGGAGGAUGUGCUGCCCUGGCACGAGUGUGUGGAGCCUUGUUUGUCCUCCCUGAGUACCCACAGCAGUGACCGGGAGGUGGUGCAGGGGGUCGUAGGCUUCCUGCAUCGCCUGGCCACCAUCAGCAAGGACUGCGCGGUGGUCAUGUGCCGUGUGGGCACCCGCGAAGCUCUGUCCAAAGCCCUGGACAAGCACAGCACGCCCCUGUCACUGGCGCCAGCCCUGCUCGACCUGGUGGUUGACUGUGAGAAGUACGCCAGCCUCUACAAGAAGCUGACGACUAGCAUCUUGGCUGGCUGCAUCCAGCUGGUCCUGGGGCAGAUUGAGGAGCACCGCCGGCGCCACCAGCCCAUCAGCAUCCCAUUCUUUGAUGUCUUUCUGCGCAACCUGUGCCGAGGCUCCAGCGUGGAGGUGAAGGAGGACAAGUGUUGGGAGAAGGUGCAGGUCUCCUCCAACCCCCACCGGGCCAGCAAGCUCACGGACAGGAACCCCAAGACCUACUGGGAGUCGAAUGGCAGCACCGGCUCCCACUUCAUCACUGUCCACAUGCAGUGUGGUGUGGUGGUCAGGGAGAUGAGCAUGCUGGUAGCCAGCGAGGACUCCAGCUACAUGCCGGCCCGUGUCGUGGUGCUGGGGGGAGACAGCCCUGCCACCAUCAGAACUGAGCUCAAUGCGGUGACCAUCCUGCCCUCAGACAGCAGAGUGAUCCUGCUGGAGAACAUGACCCGAUUCUGGCCCGUCAUUCAGAUCCGGGUGAAGCGGUGCCAGCAGGGUGGCAUUGACACACGUGUGCGUGGCAUUGAGGUGCUGGGCCCCAAGCCCACUUUCUGGCCCGUUUUCAAGGAGCAGCUGUGCCGGCGGACGUUCCUCUCCUGCACAGCUCGGGCUCAUGCCUGGUGCCAGGAGAUCUGCCGGGACCGGGGGCGACUGCUGCAGCUCUUUGGCAGGCUGAACCGGGUGCUGCAGCAUGAGCAGGGCUUCGCCGACCGCUUCCUUCCUGAUGACGAGGCAGCCUGGGCAUUGGGCAGGACGUGCUGGGAGGCCCUGGUGAACCCCUUGGUGCAGAGCAUCACCAGCCCAGACCCCCACGGCAUCAGCCCCCUGGCCUGGCUGCUGAGCGAGUACCUAGAGAGCAUGGAGCCACCCUGUGGCGCUGCGAGCCGUGGUGCUGUCUUUGGUUCCCGUGUGCGGCGCCUGACCCAGCUCCUGGUGCACGUGGACCCCGGAAGCCAGGAGCUGGAGGAGGCAAGAGUAGCUGGUGAGCGAGGGUCUGGGAAGAACAAGGAGGUGCCGGCCAGGGCUGCAAAGACGGUGGUGGAGAAGUCGAGCAGCCUGUGGGGCAUCUCGCAGUGCUGGCGUGGCGUGGUGCAGCAGCAGGUGCAGCAGUUCCUGGAGGCGGCAGGGCAGGCACCGGACCUUGUGGAGCGAUACUGCGGGCUGUACCAGCGCCUGCGCGGCGCCACGGAGGAGCUCUUUGGGCAGCAGGCUGCCUUUGUGCUGGCCCUGGGCCAGGGCUUCGCAGGAGCUUUGCUGCAGCUCUCCUUCCUUACCACCCUGCACGUGAGUGAGCAGUUUGCCUGCUACCUUGAUGGGCAGAUCCAGGAGCUCCACAGGGCUGCGGGCAGCGCGGGGUCACUGCAACGGCUACAGCAGAUCCUGGAGCCCUUCGUUGUCGUCAGUGGCCUGGAGCUCGCCCACACCUUCGAGCACUUCUACCGGCACUACCUGGGCAACCGGCUCCUGGCACAAGGGCCGUCUUGGCUGGAAGGAGCCAUUGUGGAGCAGAUCGGGCUGUGCUUCCCCAGCCGCUUCCCCCAAGAGAUGCUGAACAACUUGGCUGAGUCGGAGGAGCUCCAGCAGCAGUUUUACCUCUUCCAGCUGCAGGAGCAGGACAAGCGGCUGCUGGAGCUGGACAUGGGCCUGGACGAGGCACUGGGGACAGCCUCGGUGGCGGAUGUGCCAGAGGUGAAGGUGCUGGCCCUGUCCCCGCGCUGCUGGCCCGUUUCCCCGUUCUGCUAUAUGGAUGAACCUGGGAGGUUUUUCUCAGCGGCCUUGAGCUCCCCUCUGGAUGAGUUUGCCGACUUCUGCAGGCGGAGUCAGAGCCAGCUGGGCUGGGAGUGUACAAAGCCCCGGCGGUUGCAGUGGACAUGGCUGGGCCAUGCUGAACUGCAGUUUGGAGACUGCAUCCUCCACGUGUCCACACUGCAGAUGUACAUCCUGCUAUGCUUCAACAACACUGAGGAGGUGGCUGUGGAGGCCCUGCUGCAGGCUACAGGGCUCCCUGCUGACCUGGUGCACCACGCACUGACUCCGCUGACCCAUGGCGAGGGCAUCCUAGUGCGGAGCUGCAUGCCAGGAG
This is a messenger RNA of Phaethon lepturus (White-tailed tropicbird), 2686 nucleotides long. RefSeq names its product cullin-9-like. NCBI's taxonomy places the organism in Eukaryota, Metazoa, Chordata, Aves, Phaethontiformes, Phaethontidae. Gene Ontology annotation, biological process: ubiquitin-dependent protein catabolic process. The record is from RefSeq and is a predicted model, not a curated record. Gene Ontology annotation, molecular function: ubiquitin protein ligase binding. The annotation marks the transcript as partial. The transcript is spliced from 18 exons.